AUGAUGGCUUCGCAAACGUCCAUCCAGCGCUCCCUCAUUUCCACGAAUUGUCGGUCACUGGAGGAACGGGAGAAAAAUAGCCGCAUCUCCGAGCAGGCCGGCCAGGAGUUGACCAGCAACUUGUCGACGAUAUUCGUCAUUGUCUACCUUCAGGAAGCCGCCUGGAUUUGCGCGCCCUUGAUCAUCAGCAUUAAUGUGUUGCUGCACGCGUUCUUGCGGAAUAUUGGUGAGGAAAAGCGUCUCUUCAGCUGUGCGUUUGGGUUUUUUGCCGCCACAGCACUGGCCAGUCUGAUCGGGCUUUGGCUUGUUCAUCGCCGAGCGUUACCUCGACUUCAGCAAUUCUACCUUCUCCCUUACUUCAUCACAAAACUAAUCCGGAUGACAGUUCUUCUCGUAGUCUCCGUCUUCAUCUGCGUCGACACUGACCGCCGAAAACAGUACUUCUACAUCUCCUUGUACGCCGGGUUCGAGUGCCUUGCAGGCAUCGUCGUCCUCGAGAUCGUCUACCGCAGCUGGAAAUACCUGCGAAAGGCCAAGAAUCGUAAAGAACAAAAGGAUGGCGAGGUGCUGUGGCGGGAGCCGUUGACGUCCAUCCGCAGCUCCCAAUCGAUACCG
This is a messenger RNA of Mesorhabditis spiculigera, 615 nucleotides long. The record is from the annotation of a GenBank genome assembly. NCBI's taxonomy places the organism in Eukaryota, Metazoa, Nematoda, Chromadorea, Rhabditida, Rhabditidae.